Myotis lucifugus (little brown bat) is the source of this 1668-nucleotide messenger RNA. It is a transcript of the gene HSF4, whose product is annotated as heat shock transcription factor 4. The transcript has 13 exons. Gene Ontology annotation, biological process: regulation of DNA-templated transcription. The record is from RefSeq and is a predicted model, not a curated record. The coding region runs from base 18 to 1508 and encodes 496 amino acids. Gene Ontology annotation, molecular function: sequence-specific DNA binding; DNA-binding transcription factor activity. Lineage: Eukaryota; Metazoa; Chordata; Mammalia; Chiroptera; Vespertilionidae.
UGGGCCGAGACUCCACCAUGCAGGAGGCGCCAGCCGCGCUGCCCGCGGAGCCGGGCCCCAGCCCCGUGCCCGCCUUCCUCGGCAAGCUGUGGGCGCUGGUGGGCGACCCGAGCACAGACCACCUGAUUCGCUGGAGCCCGAGCGGGACCAGUUUCCUCGUAAACGACCAGAGCCGCUUCGCCAAGGAAGUGCUGCCCCAGUACUUCAAGCACAGCAACAUGGCGAGCUUUGUUCGGCAACUCAAUAUGUACGGUUUUCGGAAGGUGGUGAGCAUUGAGCAGGGAGGCCUCCUCCGGCCCGAGCGCGACCACGUGGAGUUCCAGCACCCGAGCUUCGUGCGUGGCCGGGAGCAACUACUGGACCGCGUGCGGCGCAAAGGCGCCUGCGCUCCCAGUGACGAUGGCCGCUGGCCCCCCGAGGACCUGGGCCGGCUGCUGGGCGAGGUGCAAGCUUUUCGGGGAGCGCAGGAGAGCACUGAGGCGCGGCUGCGGGAGCUCCAGGCAGUACGGGGGCAAAACGAGAUCUUAUGGAGGGAGGUGGUGACACUGCGGCAGAGCCAGGGCCAGCAGCACCGGGUCGUUGGCAAGCUGAUCCAGUGUCUCUUUGGGCCACUUCAGGCUGGGUCCAGCAACACGGGAGCUAAGAGAAAGCUGUCCCUGAUGCUGGAUGAGGGGAGCUCAUGCCCAACACCGGCCAAAUUCAGUGCCUGCCCCCUACCUGGUGCCCUCCUGCAGGACCCCUACUUUAUCCAGUCGCCCCUCCCAGAGACCACCUUGGGCCUCAGCAUUCCUCACAGGGCCAGGGGACCCAUCAUCUCUGACAUCCCGGAAGAUUCUCCAGCCCCUGAAGGGACCAGGCUUCUUCCCUCCAGUGGUGGCAGGAGGGACGACAGCCAGGCAUUGCUCAAAGAAGAGCCAGCCAGCCCAGGAGUGGACGGCCAGGCUGGGCAGGCUCUGGCCCCAAACGAGUGUGGAUUCUGUGUGACAGCCCCACCACCACUGCCUGUGGCUGUGGUGCAGGCCAUCCUGGAAGGAAAAGGGAGCUUCCGCCCUGAGGGGCCCAGGAGUGCCCAACAGCCUGAACCAAGGGGGCCCAGGGAGGUACCUGACAGGGGGCCUCUGGGCCUGGAAAGCGGGGGCCGGAGCCCAGAGAGUCUGCUGCCUUCAAUGCUGCUUCAGGCCCUCCCUGAAAGUGUGGAGCCUGCAGGGCCCCUGGAUGUGCUGGGCCCCAGCCUCCAAGGGCGGGAAUGGACACUGAUGGACUUGGACAUGGAUCUGUCCCUGAUGCAGCCCCUGGUUCCAGAGAAGAGUGAGGCUGAACUGGCCGUCAGGGGGUUAAAUUCUCCAGGCCCAGGGAAGGACUCCACUCUUGGGACACCACUCCUGCUGGACGUCCCGGCGGCUGUGGGAGGCCCAGCUCUCAGCCUGCCUGGAGCUGUGACCAUUCAGAGCCCGCCCACUGCGAGCCGGGCCUCCUACCUGGGUCCCGGGGCUGAUCCCUCCCCCUGAGACUCUAGUCUGAAGCCAGCCUGGCUGAGGGCUGCCUGCAGCCUCACGCCUUUCUCGCCUUCCUGUCCCCCUGGCGGAGGCUGAGCGAAGACCCUGCUGCUCGGAGGCCCCCUUCCACUGCAGUUCCCAGUUAUGCACAUAAACCGCAUUGUUUUCUGUG